This is a messenger RNA of Cladophialophora immunda, 1938 nucleotides long. RefSeq lists its product as uncharacterized. The record is from RefSeq and is a predicted model, not a curated record. Gene Ontology annotation, biological process: DNA-templated transcription. Gene Ontology annotation, cellular component: nucleus. Bases 1 to 1938 code for a protein of 645 amino acids. Gene Ontology annotation, molecular function: zinc ion binding; DNA binding. The transcript has 6 exons. NCBI's taxonomy places the organism in Eukaryota, Fungi, Ascomycota, Eurotiomycetes, Chaetothyriales, Herpotrichiellaceae.
AUGGCCCCGCAAGGCUCAGAUCUGAGGAAUGCGGCAUCGAUACAACGUGCUGCUCCCUUUUUGCAUCAAGGUGAUCAAGGCACAGCCGACAGAUUGGGCGCCCUCGAAGCACAAGUCGCUGAAAUGCGGAAGCUCUUGGAGCGUCAGCCUAAUUCAGUAACACAGCCCGUUCCAUCGAUAUUGCCAGGAACCGCUACAUCACACAUUGAUCUCGAUACGCCGAGCUUGGAUGUGUCUCCGUGCGACGGACUUCCACCUUGGAGUGUUGUCGGUCAUUACGUCCAGCUGUAUCUCAAACAUUGCAACUGCCAGCCACUUGCACUGUUCUCCCCUGAGGUCUUGAUGACGAAUUUCACCUCGCGAGAACCAGAGCUAAUACUAGCGAUGCUGACCCUAGCGUCGCGCUUUGACACAGCCACUCCCAAUGUUAGCCAGAUGGAUAUAUCACGCAUGUUCGAAAGUCGGGCAACUCAGGCAAGAGAGUUAAUAAUGAGUCGGGUUACCCACGGGCCUAUUGAACUUUCCACGAUUCAAGCAUUAUGCCUGCUAAGUCUAGCAGAGUUUAAUCAUGGAAAUACUCCACGGGCAAGCACCUACAUUUCACUGGCAAUGGACCUCGUCUCAUCUUCUGGAUUGGCUUCAGAGCAUAGGAGACCCGACUAUGAUCGUUCUGACGACGAGCGACGGCGAUGCUACUGGAGCUUACUACUGUUAAGAAAUCUCUACGGAGUGUCUACCAGCACGUUUUCAUUUGUUCAGGAUGAGAGGACUCCGAGGCUUCCCCAAAGACCCGAACCUCCAGCAGGUACCAGCUCCCAGAUGACUGAUACAGCCCUGGAGCAGGCAGAUGCCCCGAAUUCCUCUAACGAGCCCUCUGACCUUGGCAUCUUCGCGUACGUUGUGCAGCUAAGUCAAGUCUGGCAGAGAGCCGCCAGGUUUGCGAACAGACGUGGAAACAUCGGUACCCUUCCUGCCUGGUCACCCCAGUCCGAGUAUUCACAGAUCACUGCGGAACUCAUGGAUCUCGAGACGCGAUUGCCAUACAAGUAUCGCUUUCGACCAUCCCGAUUUCUGGACCAAGAUCGCGGCCAGCUGGAGAAACAUCGUGACUUUUGGGCCUCCUGGAUUUUGCUCCAGAUUCUUUACCACACUAUCCUCUGUUUGCUCAACCAUCCGCUUCUGUUGUUUCUCCGCUUGAGGAACUUCCGGGUCACGAUGGUACCGGAGGUCUUCCUUCAACACACGGCCGAUCUCACCGAAACUCACACGGAGUGGAUCGUACACGUGCUGGACUUGUGCCAGAAGAAUGACUUCCCUCAGUUCGACCCGUUCUUAGCGCAUUGUGCAGCUAUUGCUGCCACAGUUUAUCUGCAGCAAAGCUUCUCUGAUGACGUUGAAGUAAAGGCAACGAAACAGGCCAGUUUCAGAAAGUGUGUCUCGUUCAUUCGAGAUCUGGGCUCAUUUUGGCCCUAUAUUAAUCAACUUGCGGACAAGAUCGAAAACUUUGAAAAAGUGGUGUCAGACUCUUUCCUUGAUUCCGCAUCUCAGAGGCCGCCAGAUCCUCGCAUCUUCAUCGAUCUGAGCUUGUUUUGGGAGAUUAUUGAGUCCUCCUUUGUGAGUGAGCUACCCAAAAAUGCAGAUGGCUACUUUGGUGCUUCUCUCACGUCUCAUCGCCAAUCGUCUUCUUCUGGAGAAGUCCUUCGCAGUCGUCUUCUACCUAAGCCUACUCGCCUCAACCACCACGGUACAACACCACGGUCCGAAGAUGCCGAGUCCGCAGUUGCCCUGCCUCCUCGCGACUACACUCGAGCAUCUGAAAUCCGCAACGUGGACUAUAUGAAUGAGGGGGUGUCGAUUUUGGCACAAAGCUAUUUUGCACAAGGGCAAGAUCUAGCUGGAAGUCUGGACGAUUGGUGGCUUUCAGGGCAGCCGACCUAG